Messenger RNA from Notolabrus celidotus (New Zealand spotty), 3610 nucleotides. RefSeq names its product zinc finger protein Eos-like. Bases 214 to 1938 code for a protein of 574 amino acids. The transcript is spliced from 8 exons. Gene Ontology annotation, molecular function: RNA polymerase II cis-regulatory region sequence-specific DNA binding; DNA-binding transcription factor activity. NCBI's taxonomy places the organism in Eukaryota, Metazoa, Chordata, Actinopteri, Labriformes, Labridae. The record is from RefSeq and is a predicted model, not a curated record. Gene Ontology annotation, biological process: regulation of transcription by RNA polymerase II.
UGGGUGCCAUAGCAACCAUGUAGGAAACAUUGAUGUUAGCUAGCUAAGACAGAACAGGCUAACUCUGGUUUGUUGUGCUAGCGUCAAACUAGACGUCGUAGAUACUUAAAUAUACGAUUUAGCGUUUUUCAGCCAAGUUAUGUCGCACUUUUAUCAUCUGCCUUGCAUCAUCGCUCACGUUACUUGGUUGUCACUCUGCUACAGACUUUAAAUAUGGAUGCUGAAGACUGCAAUGGCCAGUCUUACACAUCAGCAGGUGGAGACUCUUCAAUGGAAAGGGAGUUUACGGGGGCCCUUGGAGGUCCGACAGUGAGCACCCCAAAUAGCAAAGAAGCCUCUCCAAGUCGCUCCCUUAGUGCCAACUCCAUUAAAGUGGAGCUGUACAGUGAUGAAGACCUAGGCCGCAGUACUGAAGAUGAGAGAGGAGAGCGGAUUGAGGAAGGAGGACCAGAGCAUGGUCCUGAGUCAGCUGGAGGCUACAGGGAGCCCACCAACCCUGAGAGUAUACCCCCUGGGGGCACAAGAACACCAAAUGGAAAGCUCAUGUGUGACAUCUGUGGAAUGAUCUGCAUUGGGCCUAAUGUUCUCAUGGUACACAAACGCAGCCAUACAGGUGAGCGACCAUUCCAGUGUAACCAGUGUGGCGCCUCCUUUACUCAAAAGGGUAACCUGCUCCGCCACAUCAAGCUGCACUCAGGGGAGAAGCCCUUUAAAUGUCCCUUUUGCAGCUAUGCCUGUCGACGAAGAGACGCGCUUACUGGCCACCUCCGCACUCAUGCAGUGUCUUCUCCUACUGUUGGAAAACCGUAUAAGUGCAGUUAUUGUGGCCGUAGUUACAAGCAGCUGAGCACCCUGGAGGAGCACCGUGAGCGCUGCCACAGCUACUUACAGAGUGUGGAGUCACAACAGCCAUCCAGUGCACAGAAUCAAGAUGAGGAGAUGAGAGAGCUAGAGUAUAUACCAGACUCUCUACUGCAACCCUCCUCAGACAAGAUGGCAUUUAUCGAUCGGCUCGCCAACAGUAUCACCAAGCGCAAGAGAUCCACACCACAAAAGUUUGUAGGACAGAAGCACAUACACCUCAACCUGGCAGAUGCACCUUAUGAGCUCAGUGCUGGUUUGGAUAAAGACAGAAAGAUGCACACAGGGGACUUUGAAGCUCCGCACUUUACCGGUCUGGGAGGAGAAUACGUAGGUGUAACAGGUAACGGAGGAGACACAUUAAGGCCACUACACCUUCCCACAACUAACCCUUCCUGUUUGUCAGAACUUAAACCGAUCCACAGCUCUAUUCACCCCUCUUUGGCUCUUGGUCCGAGGUUGGAUUGCACAGGUACUGGAGCAAGGAUGGGAAAUGCUGGUGUAGGAGGGAGGGAGGCAGCGGAGGGUCAUGAGGACCUGCCAGCAGCACGAAGUCAUGCACCCUCCCCUAGCAAUGGCUGCCAGGACUCUACUGACACAGAGAGCAUGCUAGAUGAGCCAUGCAACAGCACCGCGCCUGCUCCCCACCUGCACAGCAACAAUGGCCACCAUGUCCUCUACUCCAACAACCAUCACUCGGCACCUCCUCCCAUCGCACACCACAGGAGUCGGGACAGGCACAGUCCCAGCCACGCCAAAGACAGGGAGGUGGACAGAGAGGAAGGAGUUCAAUCAGCUCUCCCGGCCCCUGCCCUUGCACCAACUCCUAGCUCACCUACAGCACCCUCCUCCACCUCUAGAGAGGCUUUUCGGGUGGUGGAUGGGGAGGGUCGAGCUGUGCGAUCUUUCCGCUGUGAGCACUGCCGUGUGCUUUUCCUUGACCACGUCAUGUUUACCAUCCACAUGGGCUGCCACGGGUUUCGCCAGCCUUUCGAGUGUAACAUCUGUGGCCACCGCAGCCAGGACCGCUAUGAAUUUUCUUCACAUAUUGUCCGCGGGGAGCACAUCCUGGAUUGAGGACAAAGGGUGGACAUUCUACUUCAGAUCAAGCUGUUAUUACACUGAGACAAGGACCUGGCUGAGUUUGAUCUGCACCCUGAUGACAGAAAAACAAUUAUUGAAGACUUCAUAGAGGCUCUGACACUAUUAGCAUUGAUGUUAAGCUUAUAUGUGGAGUUCUUCAUUUAUAAUAGUGUUCCUCAAUAUUCUUAUUGCACUUUGAACAAUUAUCCAUUUAAAUUGCACUUUAAUAGAAUCAAAUGUAAUCAAAAGUAGACAAAGAGCCAAAGCCCCUUUCAUCUGCACAUGUGCCUUGCUCUGAAAUGCAGGACUCAAACCUGAUGCACAAAUUACAGUUGAAAAAUCUGACUUUUGUCCAGAACCUGAAAACUUUCACUUUUAAUGCACUUUAACAGAGAUCAGAUAAAGAAAAAAGAUCAAAUAAAGAAAUUUGAAUGCCUUGCUCCUUAUUUAACUUAUCUAAUAAAAUGAUUCUGAAAUCAAAGUUUCAGGAAACAAGUUUUUUUCCCUACUUGGCGUUGAUUCCGUACAAUAGAAUAGAAAACUAAGCUUUACAAAAUGUGAGAUGCAGUGCAGACCAAACUCAGAGACCAGGUCCAAGUCGACUGGAUGUGUUUGAAGGGACGUCCAUGAAUUAAACUGCACUUUUGUUUUUAACGGGGUCGGGGUGGACAGAUCUGAGUGUGUGUGAGUGUAUGCGAGAGAGGGGGAUCAUGUGACGCCCUGUGUUUUUGGAAGUACAUUUGAAUCAGAAUGGUGGAAAAUGAAGGCCUUUGUGUGUGAAUGCUAUGUAAAACAGUGUAUGAAAUGUUUGUGUUUUCUUUUCUGUGACUGCUUUGGUUGCACUGAUACCUGCCACAAUACUUUAAUUAUAUUAAACUAUUUUAUGAAGUACAUUAAUGACCUGCACAUUUCUCUUCAAAUAUGAGAAAAACUGAUAGAAAGGUUUUCUCUCUAGGAAUGGGGUACGAGUUUCACUGCCACAGUUUUAGAGAUUACUGAAGAGGUUGAGAUCUUUUCAAGUCUUAAACAUUUUCCCUUUUAAACUGACAAACUGAAAACUAACACUGAUCUAUUUAUGCUUUAUUUAAAAAUGAUUUCGUUUUUUUUCUAUCUCAUUGUAUUGUGCCUUUCUUCGCCCGGAUCACACCUUGUUGACCGGGCUGAAGGACAUAAACCACAGUCAUAUCAUAAACAGAUCAUUGUGGGUGAUUUUAGUGAUCAUGAGUCACAAAAUUGCUUUAAGAGUUUAAACUAAAGGUUCUGACGUAUUGCUCUGCACAAUCAUUAUCUUCUCCCAUUAAACUUAACACCACCACUGCUUUUCCUUAAUGAACUGGUAAAGAACAGUUCUGCUAAUUUAUCAAAGACUUAAUGUGCAUGGCACUUGGCACAAGCUGCUGUGACUGCUGUGAAUGAGUGCAUCGUGGUGUGACAGUGAACUACCGUCCUAAUUCAAAAUAAGUUUUAUUUGAAUUUUGUUGGAACUGUUUUUUUAGUCAAUGCUGUCCCCUUUCACAGAUGUGUCAGAAGGGGGGCUUUUUUAAAAGAAAAUUGGGUUUUGUCAUGUUUGAUCCAUGAUAAAUAAGUCUGUCUUGGUUUCAUGGUGCAGAGAUGAAGUAUAUGGCCAGAGAGCUGUUUCAAUUAAACAAGCCCUUUUAGCUUUUCA